UAUGUACUAUAUGGGGUGGGUGCUGAGCACGGUGGGGCUGUGGUCACCUGUAAAUACUCUUAAUUUAAGGGUCGUUAUCCGCUUCGAGAGGAGUUAUCCGAGCUGAGACUGUGAGGCUCCAACCCUACAGCCAGGUUUGACUCUUCUGUGGUUUGACUCUUCAUCGCUGUGUGUUACCGGGAGGAAAGCGUGGCUCCAGCUGCCUUCACAGAGACCUCCAAGAGCAUCUGGACUUCACUGGUUGGUGGAUAAUAAGAUUUGAGGGUGCUUGAGCAUCAAAGUGCUUUCCUCCUCCUCCAAUUGGUACUAGUGAGCAUCAUGAGGUUUCAAAGCGGUUUUAUCUUAUUGUCUGAUGCCUCCCAAAAAGAACCGUACCCGGAAGACUAGAAAGGCAGAGCUGGUAUUCAUUGAGAGUCAGUGGGAGGCACCCAUCCGUUGCUGUGAAACUCCACUGUGUGUGGCUGAAAAUCCAGUAUGUGUUUCUACAAAGCCUGUAGACCACAACACCUUUGCUGCCUGGGUGUGCCCCCAAUUUGAAACAACUAAGUCAUUGGUUCUGAGAGUGUGUCAGAAGAAGCAACGUGGUUCUCACAAGCCUCAGAAUCAGGAUGCCAGCUCUGGCUUGCUUCAUGCAGAGAGAGCUUGUCGGAGAUCUGUGGCCUGCAAAUUUCCUCCUUUAAAUUUUGAGAAUUCAGAAGAACGUGCAGUCCGCUCCACGGAUGUGCUGAGUCACGCAGGAAAGAACACACAGCAUUCUCACGGCCAGUGCAAGAAAGGGAUAGGAUCAAAAGCCAACAUCCAGGUGAAUGGUACUGAGAACUAUAGUGAAACACCAUCAUUACCUGUUUCUCAGCCUACAGAGCCAGAAGUCUUCAGUCCACUAGAUAUGGGGAUGCCACAGUUGCCUUCUUUAAAGAACUGGACAGGUAGCAGCGUUCUGCCACAAAGCAGUAGUUGUGCUGAGUUGGUGUCCAGUGUCAACCACUGUGGGAGCGAGCAAUUGGCAGCAACACUGGUUACGGAUACUCCUGAGCGUGACUAUGGAAUAAAGGUGACCUGGAGACAUCGGCCUCAUCUCCUUAAGUACCUGAGAGACAGAGGGAAGCUGAGCACUGCUGACAUACUGGUGAAGGCAGACCUUGAACUCAAGAAGCCAGGCUGACUUUUGGUUUGGCAAAACAGCCAUUUCACACACAAUAUAAAUAUGGUCUAAUACAAACACAGAAAGUCCUUGAAAAGAGCAAAGAGGGGUAAUAAACGAAGCCAUACAUUGUG
Coturnix japonica (Japanese quail) is the source of this 1275-nucleotide messenger RNA. RefSeq names its product RAD9-HUS1-RAD1 interacting nuclear orphan 1 (gene RHNO1). NCBI's taxonomy places the organism in Eukaryota, Metazoa, Chordata, Aves, Galliformes, Phasianidae. The record is from RefSeq and is a predicted model, not a curated record. Gene Ontology annotation, biological process: cellular response to ionizing radiation; recombinational repair; DNA damage checkpoint signaling. Gene Ontology annotation, cellular component: chromosome; nucleus.